Gastrolobium bilobum is the source of this 1156-nucleotide messenger RNA. Its product is annotated as nicotinate N-methyltransferase 1-like. Gene Ontology annotation, molecular function: S-adenosylmethionine-dependent methyltransferase activity; O-methyltransferase activity. Bases 7 to 1086 code for a protein of 359 amino acids. Gene Ontology annotation, biological process: methylation. Lineage: Eukaryota; Viridiplantae; Streptophyta; Magnoliopsida; Fabales; Fabaceae. The record is from RefSeq and is a predicted model, not a curated record. The transcript is spliced from 4 exons.
CAAAUAAUGGCGACGAAGGAGGAGGUUACCGUAACAAGGUCUCAAAACAAAGCGAGGCUUGCCAUUUUGGAAAUAGCACACAUGAUGAGUGUCCCAAUGUCUCUCGUUGCCGUCAUCAAUAUGAAGGUUCCUGACACCAUAUGGCAAGGUGCUUCCAACACUCCCCUCUCCGCUUCACAGAUUCUUUCCCGCAUUCGCCCCCAUAGUGGCGGCGACGCGGAGAACCUCCAGCGCAUCCUCCGCUUGCUCACCAGUUAUGACAUUUUUGCCGAGCACUUGAGCAGCACUGGCGAAAGAAAAUACUUUCUCACUGACGUCGGCAAAACUCUUGUUGCCGAUAACGAAGGUCUAUCCUACGCGCACUAUGUGCUCCAACACCAUCAGGAUGCGUUGAUGCGAGCUUGGCCUUUGGUGGAGGAGGCAGUGGAGGAUCCAACGGUGGAGCCAUUCGUGAAGGUGAACGGAGAAUCAGCGUUAUCAUAUUACAUGAAGCAGCCAGAUAUAGUGGAUUUGUUUCAUAAGGCCUUAUAUGGGAUGUCCGUACCCUUCAUGAGGGAAAUGUUGGAGCUCUACGAUGGCUUCCAAGGAGUGAAGACACUAGUUGACGUUGGUGGCAAUUCUGGUGUGUCUCUCCGCAUGAUAAUGGAGAAAUACCCAAAUAUACUUAAGGGCAUCAACUAUGAUCUUCCCGAUAUGGUGGCUCUUGCACCACAGUUUCCAGGUAUAACCCAUGUCGGUGGAGAUGCGUUUGAAUCUGUCCCUCCCGGGGAUGCUAUCUUCAUCAAGUGGGUAUUUUUAGGAUGGACGGAUGAAGAAUGCAAGCAGGUCUUGGAGAAUUGUCAUAAGGCAAUUCCGGUGGACGGAAAAUUGAUUGUUUGCGAGCCGGUGGCGCCGGAGUUGACCGAUGAGAGUCAAAGAACAAGAGCAUUGCUUGGGGGUGACAUAUUCAUAAUGACAAUGUAUAAUACUAAGGGGAAGCACAGGACUGAACAACAAUUUAAAUACCUCGCCAUUUCUGCUGGUUUUUCUCAUUUCAGUGCCUUCUAUCUUGAUUCUUAUUUUGCUGUACUUGAGUUUCAGAAAUAAGUAGGCUUUAAUUUGAAGUAUGGUGAUAUGAACUGGGGAAAAAUAAUUAGGAACAGUACUGAGACACGUA